AUGGCCUCUCUGGGCCGGCCCGCGCUUUCGCCGAACCUCCUGGCUCCCUCCGCCGAGAAAAGGAAGAACCUCUCGCCUGCCUCGAGGCUGGCGCGCCCUUCGGAAAGCGAGCUCAGCGGCAGCCUUGGGGAGGGCAAUCACUUGAAAUCUCUGGAUCUUAAUCAUGUUAUCACACUGCUUGAAGAAACAGAACCAAGUGAUUCAGAAGAACAGCUCCAGGCAUUAAAGGCAGUUGCAAAACACUAUGAACAUGGGAUUCUUCUUAAUGAUUUAACACAAAUCUCUAAAAUUUUAAACCUCUGUGCAGAAAAAAUUCAGCUUUAUGAUGUUUUUAUUGAACCUACCUGUGAAAUUCUUAAGUUGUAUGGGUUACCAUUUUACAAAAAAAAGUUAUCUGAUGAAGUAAACUAUGCAGAUGAAGUUAAAGAAUCCAUCGCACAAUUGGGUUACUUGUUGAGGGUGCCAUAUUCUCAAGUAAGGAUACAAAUCUGUAAAUGCAUCAUUAGUUUUUACCAUGGUGAGCUAUCCAAGAAAGAGUUUGAAGUUUAUCAACCUGUAAGUGCAAACUAUAAAAAACAAAUGGUGGAAAUGGGAGGUUUAGCAGAAACCUUGGUCUUGUCGCUGAUAUUAGUUGAAAAUCAACUUCCUGAGAAAUUAUGGAUAAUUAAAACCCUGCAGCAUCUUUCCAUUUCUGAAGCAAACUGCAAGCUUAUGAUGAAAGCUCAAGCACCAACAAGAUUAUGUUCUCAUCUGAAUGAUGUUGACCCCUCUGGGCAGCUGCUAUUCCGUUCCUCAGAAAUCCUCUGGAACUUAUUAGAAAAAACUUCCAAAGAAGAAAUUAUUAAUCAGCUCAGUAACUUGGAAUGUGUACAUGCUCUGAAGGAAGCAUUUACAAACUUACUUUUACAUGGUUCACGACAUUAUGAUCGUCAGCUAAGAAAUGACAUUUUGGUGAUAGCUACCCUCGUAGCUCAGAACCCUGGAACACCAAUGAUUGAAACUGGCUUUGCCAAGCAGUUAAUACUAUUUGCUACUUUUACUGAAUUGAAAAGUCAUAAUCCUUUGAUAAAAGGCCUCAAGCUCACUUACUCUUAUGAAGAUUUUGAAUUGAAAAAGCUGCUGCUUAACAUGCUUACUGUACUAGUGAAAGAUUUAUGUACAGUGCAGCUGCUGCAUGAGGGUAAAGUUAUGCUGGCUUUGUUUUAUUAUUUAAAACCAAAUGAAAAGCCAGGAGCACUUGACAUGUCUGCAGCACAGUAUGAAGAAUUACAGCUUCAUGCAAUUGCGACCUUAGCUACAAUGGCUCCCUUGUUAAUCGAAGACUACAUGAUGUACCAAGGAAAUACUCACCUUCUCGUGUUUCUAGAAUGGUGUUUGGGUAAUGAUCACUUCUUUGCACAAGGGAAUAGUUUCUAUGGUACAGGUGGGCGUGGCUCCAAACUUGCACAGAUGCGCUACAGUUUACGAGUGCUGAGUCCUGUUGUGUCUCUUUGUGAUGAAGCUGUGAAUCUUGAUCUUUGUGAUCAGGGAGCCAUUUACCAACUGUUGGGUAUCUUAAAUAAUACCACAAACAACUGUAAAGAAUGUGCCAUUGUGAUUGAAAUUCAGAUUGAUAUCUUUCUUAUUCUGUCAACACUUUGCGAAAAUGAUCUUCAUAGAAAGGAACUCUUUGGAUGGGAAGGAGUAGAUACACUUAUUCCAUUUCUGAAGAUGAAUGCAAAGAAAUUCUACAGUGGAUUGGGCCAUAAUCGUCUCCUUUUUAGUGCUCUGGACUGCUUAUGGAGCUGCAUCAUGGGCUGUACCAUUUUAGAGGACUAUUUCCUUGAAAGGGAAGGUCUCUUUACUCUCCUGGAUCUGCUCAUGUUAAAUCAAAAGAAUGUAUGCAAUCUAAUUCUUGGAAUAUUAGUUGAAUUUUGUGACAACCCUAAAGCAGCUUCUCAUAUCAAUACCUGGCGAGGGAAAAAAGACCAAACAGCAGCUAAUCUAUUAAUAAGUUUGUGGAGACAGGAAGAGGAAGAGAUGGGAGUGAAGCAUGACAAAGCUGGGAGAAUUAUUGAUACAAAGAAGCCAUUAGUUGGCCAGUUCCAAAAAACCCAAGAAGUUAUUCCAGUGCCUGCCAGUUGUCCCACUAUUGCUGUCAUGGACGUUGCUGAAAACAUGAGAGCAAAGAUUUAUUGUAUAAUAUGCAAACUAGGCUUUGAGAAUUUGCCUGGUCUCUCUGCGAAGGAUUUUGUUACACUUGCUAUUAUACGUAGAUAUCUUGACUUUAAGGUUGGUGAAAUCUGGGGUGAAAUGUGUGCUGAACUUAAAAAAGAGCAAUUCAGACCAGUCACUCCUGACCAGGAAGCUUUGCAAGUUAUUACUGAAGCAUUUGAAAAUGUUGGCAAGAUGGUUGUCUCCCUCCAAACUGAAAUGCUAGAAAGCCAGCAAUACCAGGAGAUUCAGGAGGAAGAAAAAAGCUAUGCCAAAAUUCAGUCUCUUCAUAAACAAAAGGAAAUGGUCAGUAAGUCCUGGGAGAAUUUCUUAACCCGGACUUCAAAUUAUGAGGCUUUAAAGAAGGCAAAAAGGCUUCAGGAAAAAUCCAUUGAAAAUUCUAAAUCAAAGAUAAAACAACAUAACGCUACUUUCCAUCCAACUGACAUUAAAGGCCUAAAUACAACUAUUGCAUCUGGUCACCUAGUAACAGUGGAAAGUACACCUUCUGAAUUGACUGGAGGGCCACUAGCAGAUACAGAUCUUGCACUCAAAAGACUUCCUAUUCGCGGAGGAGCAUUAAAAAGAAUCAAAGGAGUUAAAGUGAUGGAUUCAUUCAAGAAAGGUUCAGUAUCUGUAAAAUAAAUAUUGACCACUACUGUUUUAGACAAUUGUUCAUAUCUUAGUUAAUUUAUAUGCAUAUUUCAAGUACCUGUUGUAUCACUCUGGUAAAAGACAGUUGUUUUUGCUUAAGAAAUAAUGUUUACAUCAUGUUGCUAAUGAAUAAAUUCAGUGCAUUAGAAAAAUCAA
This is a messenger RNA of Varanus komodoensis (Komodo dragon), 3003 nucleotides long. It is a transcript of the gene CFAP69, whose product is annotated as cilia and flagella associated protein 69. The record is from RefSeq and is a predicted model, not a curated record. Gene Ontology annotation, biological process: response to odorant; positive regulation of flagellated sperm motility; olfactory behavior. NCBI's taxonomy places the organism in Eukaryota, Metazoa, Chordata, Lepidosauria, Squamata, Varanidae. Bases 1 to 2838 code for a protein of 945 amino acids. The transcript is spliced from 23 exons. Gene Ontology annotation, cellular component: non-motile cilium; sperm midpiece.